This is a messenger RNA of Penicillium samsonianum, 1653 nucleotides long. Its product is annotated as sugar porter family MFS transporter. The transcript is spliced from 2 exons. The record is from RefSeq and is a predicted model, not a curated record. Gene Ontology annotation, cellular component: plasma membrane. Gene Ontology annotation, biological process: carbohydrate transport; transmembrane transport. Lineage: Eukaryota; Fungi; Ascomycota; Eurotiomycetes; Eurotiales; Aspergillaceae. Gene Ontology annotation, molecular function: carbohydrate:proton symporter activity. The coding region runs from base 1 to 1653 and encodes 550 amino acids.
AUGGGUGCCGAAGCGCCUUCCCGCCAUGGGGAGUCCAUCACCCCGGCUGAACAGCCGAGCGGCGAGUCAUCCUUCCAAAAUAGUCCUACUGAGAAGCCCAUGCAACCUGUGGGCAUCGAUACCCCAAUCCCUUGGAUAACCAUGCGGUCCUUGGUGAUGGCCCUCUUUGUCUCCAUGGGUGGUCUGCUGUUUGGAUAUGACACGGGUCAGAUUUCCGGCUUCCAAGAAAUGAGCAACUACAAGGAGCGGUAUGGUGAACUCAACACAGAAGGUUCCUACGAAUUCAGCACCGUGCGCUCCGGUCUUAUUGUCGCCUUGCUAUCCAUCGGUACCAUGAUCGGUGCCCUCGUUGGAGCCCCCGUCGCUGAUAUGUUGGGCCGGAAGUGGUCAAUCACUCUCUGGUGUAUGAUCCUCAACGUUGGUUUGAUUGUUCAAAUUGCCUCUCCCGCGGGUCACUGGUACCAGAUGGUCGUUGGCCGUUGGGUCACUGGUCUCGGUGUUGGUGGCUGCUCACUGCUCGUGCCCAUGUACCAGAGUGAAAGUGCCCCCCGUCAUAUCCGUGGUGCCAUGAUCAGUUGCUACCAGCUUUUCGUCACCCUCGGUAUCUUCUUGGCCUACUGUAUCAACCUGGGUACUCACACCAUGGAUGGUACUGCUCAGUGGCGCAUCACUCUCGGCAUCACCUUCAUCUUCGCUCUGGUCCUCGGCGGCGGUAUGGUUUUCUUUCCCGAAAGCCCACGUUAUGAGUUCCGCCACGGAAAGGCCGAGAGUGCCCAAAGCACCCUGGCCAAGCUCUACGGCAUCCCGGAGAACCAUGUCCGCAUCUUGGAAGAAAUGGGCGAGAUUCGUGAGCAGUUUGAAGCGGAGUCUGAUGGCCAGAAGUGGCAUGAAUUCCUCACUGCCCCCUGCAUGUUCUACCGUAUUGCCCUUGGCAUGGUCCUGCAGUCACUGCAGCAGCUCAGUGGUGCUAACUACUUCUUCUACUAUGGUACUACUAUCUUCGAAGGGGCUGGUCUCUCGGACAGCUUCGUGACCCAGUGCAUCCUCGGCGCUGUGAACUUCGCCACUACAUUUGGAGGCUUGUAUGUCGUGGAAAACUUCGGUCGUCGCAAGUCCCUGAUAUACGGAGCGAUCUGGAUGUUUGUCAUGUUCAUGAUCUUCUCGUCCAUCGGCCAUUUCGUUCUGGAUGUGGAAACACCCACCAACACCCCCAACGCCGGUAAGGGUAUGAUUGUCGUCGCCUGCCUAUUUAUUGCGGCAUAUGCUAUGACCUGGGGUCCCAUGGUCUGGGCUAUUGUCGCAGAGCUCUUCCCCUCAAAGUAUCGUGCCAAGGGUAUGGCCCUGGCUACCGCAACCAACUGGCUGUGGAACUUCCUCAUCAGCUUCUUCACAACUUUCAUCACCAAGGAGAUUGAUUUUGCCUACGGAUACGUCUUCGCUGGUUGCCUUUUCCUAGCUAUUGGCGUCGUCUACUUCUUCGUCAUUGAAGGAAAGGGUCGCACACUUGAGGAGCUUGACUGGAUGUAUGUCAACAAGGUUGUCCCCUGGAAGAGCAGCAGCUUCGAGAUUCCCGAACGCCACCAGGACUGGAUCGCGGAAGAGAAUCCGUACGGUCGCAAGUCACGGGGAACCAUUCACGCGGAGAACGCGUGA